AUGGUAAAAAAUAGUAUAAUUUUAAGUAAAUUAAUAUUAAUAAGGAGGAAGAAAAAAGAAAAAAAUAUGAUGAGAAGCAAUAAGAAUAUUUGAAAAAGAAGGAGUUAAUGGAUGAGUUCUAAAAACAGUAAAUGGAAGAAAAGAUUAGGAGAUAUGAAGAAAAAGAAAAAAAAAUAAAACUAAUAUUAUUUAAUAAUGAAUUUAUGCAAGAACAAUAGAGGAAUGAUUUAGAAUAAAAACUGAAUAAAACUCAAUAGAAACUUAGUAGUUUGAAUAAUAAAAAGGAAUUUGAAAACAAAUACAGGUAAAAUUAUAUAGAAUAAGACUAGAAUUACUUAAUAAAUUAUAAAAGAAUUAGACACCGAGGAUAAUAUUAGGAGAAUGGAAUAAUUAAGUGGAUAUCGAAGAUUGAAAUUGGAAUAGAAGAUGACUAAGGAUGAAGAAAAAUGUUAAUAGAUGAGAAAAGAUAGGGAAUAAAUUAGUAAAUUGGCAGAUCAGAUAAGAAAAGAAGCAGAAGAGAAAAGGAAAAUGUUUAUGUUAGAUUAUGAGAAAAAAAAACGAAUGUAAUCUGAUGGAUUUAGAAAAAUGAAUUCAUCAUUAGGAUAAUGA
Messenger RNA from Paramecium octaurelia, 609 nucleotides. The record is from the annotation of a GenBank genome assembly. NCBI's taxonomy places the organism in Eukaryota, Ciliophora, Oligohymenophorea, Peniculida, Parameciidae.